GUGGACAAGGAGUUAGACAGGCUCCUGGAAGAGGAAGUGAUUGAGCCAGUAAAGUUCUCUGACUGGGCUGCAGCAAUCGUACCCGUGAUUAAACCAGAUGGUGAGGUCAGAAUCUGUGGUGAUUUUAAAGUGACGGUCAAUCAAGCUGCGAAGCUUGAGCAGUACCCAUUGCCUACAAUGGAAGAUUUGCGUUUCAAGCUGGCCGGUGGAUCACGGUUCACCAAGCUGGAUCUCAGCCAUGCUUACUUCCAAUUGAUGCUCGACGAGGAGUCAAAAGUGUACACAACAAUCAACACACACUGUGGGUUGUUUCAGUACAACCGAUUACCAUUUGGGAUCAGUUCGGCAACUGCCAUUUUUCAGAGAACCAUUGAGUCAUUGCUACAAGGCAUUGAAAACACAGCAGUCUACAUCGACGACAUUAUCUUGACAGGAAAGAACGACAAAGAGCACAUGGAUACACUGGAUCAGGUAUUGAAGGGACUAGAAGAUGCUGGCCUCAGGUUGAAAAGGUCCAAGUGCAUUUUCAUGGCAGAAGAAGUGACCUGCCUUGGUCACCGUAUUGACAAGGCGGGAAUCCAUCCUGUACCAGACAAGGUAGAGGCCAUAGCCAAUGCUAGGAGGCCCACUAACGUGGGUGAACUGAAGUCUUUUUUGGGACUUCUCAAUUAUUAUGGCAAAUUUUUGCCAGACCUUUCAACCAGAUUGGCAACCCUGCACAAGCUACUCCGUAAGGAACAAAAGUGGAGUUGGCGUAAGGAACAGCAACAAAGUUUCGAUGAUGUCAAGAAACUUAUCCUCUCUGCGGAUUUCCUUGCUCACUAUGAUCCAAGGAAGGAGUUGUUAUUGCAGUGUGACGCAUCUCCAUAUGGCGUGGGAGCCGUGCUAUCUGUGAAAGAGCCCAACGGAAUCGAGCGUCCAGUGGGGUUCGCCUCAAGAUCUCUGACCGACGAGGAGAGGAAUUACUCGCAGCUUGAUCGAGAAGGACUAGCAAUAAUAUUUGGAUUGAAAAAGUUCCACAAAGUCCAGCGAUGGGCCUUGUUACUGCGAGGCUAUGAGUACCAUAUUGUGUAUCGCCCAGGCCAAAGCAACGGCAAUGCUGAUUGUCUUAGCCGACUUCCACUUCCUGGUCCUAAAAAGCCAAAAGUUGAAGAAAAGAGAGUCUUACUUAUUGAAGAACUAGACCAUUCAACAGUGACAGCAUCGCAAGUACAACAGUGGACAUCAAGGGAUACAGUUCUUGCAAAUAGAGAGUAUGUUCUGAGGAGAUGGCCAGAAGAUGAGAACGAUCUCGUGACUGCACCUUACAGAGUCCGAAAACAUGAACUUAGUGUUGAAGAUGGAGUUCUCCUUUGGGGAGCAAGGGUAAUAGUUCCUCCGCAAGGAAGAGAACUAGUCAUCGAGGAAUUACAUGUGGCCCACCCAGGAAUUAACAGGAUGAAAGCGCUAGCUAGAAGCUACGUCUGGUGGCCAAAAAUGGAGCAUGACAUUGAGCAGGCAGUAAAGAAGUGUGAUACAUGUCAGCUGAACAGGAACUCUCCAUCAACCGCACCACUUCAUCCAUGGGAACAACCAGAGAAACCUUGGUCACGCGUGCAUAUAGAUUACGCAGGUCCUUUUAUGGGAUAUAUGAUAUUAAUACAAGUAGAUGCUACUACCAAGUGGAUCGAAGCAACAGUGAUGCCAAGCACAAAAGCUGAGGCUACAGUUAAACAGCUUAGAGAGACAUUUGCCCGACAUGGAAUACCAGAAGUUCUAGUGAGUGAUAAUGCAAGUAUAUUUAGAGGAGAAGUGUUCGAAGAAUUCAUGAGGAAGAAUGGCAUUAUUCAUGUAACAUCUGCACCGUAUCAUCCCUCAAGUAAUGGUCUUGCAGAAAGGGCAGUGCAAACUGUGAAGGCAGGAUUAAAGAAGACACCUGGGGAUACCAUUCGCACCAAGCUCAGCCGAUUCUUGUUCCAAUACAGAAUGACACCUUCUGGUGCUACCGGUAAAUCACCUUCAGAAUUACUCAAUCAUCGCAAGAUGAGGUCACUGCUUGACCUACUUCACCCAAAUCUUCAGGGAAAAGUACACAAGAAACAAAUGGAACUGAAAGCUAAGCAUGAUGGUGGUAAAGUGUUGCGAAGCUAUCAGGUUGGUGAGACAGUAUCGGUGAAAAACUUUGCAAAUGGAGCCAAAUGGUUACCUGGAACCAUCGACCGAGUAACAGGCCCAGUCUCGUAUGAAAUCAGUCUUAUUGAUGGCCGUAUUGUUAGACGACAUGUAGACCAUAUCAUCACACGGCAGCUUCCAAGUAUACCUUCGGCAAUGUUUCCUCACAACAGCACACCAAGUGUUGCUGCACCCACAGAACCACAGAUCCUUCAGGAGCAAACACCAGUAAGUACUCCUUUACAGCCAGCUACACUACAGGAGAGUGUGACAGAAGACAUCUUGCUGAGUCAACCGGAAUCAAGAAAAGAGCACAGCACACAGAUUGAAUCAGCAACCAAGCCUACUGUUGCAGAACAGUCACCUCCAGUCAGAAGAAGCAACAGAGAAACCAAAUUACCUACGCAUCUUCAGGAUUAUCAACUGAACUAUGUUACACUAUGA
Molecule: messenger RNA, 2595 nt
Organism: Exaiptasia diaphana
Lineage: Eukaryota; Metazoa; Cnidaria; Anthozoa; Actiniaria; Aiptasiidae
Exons: 2
Biological process (GO): DNA integration
Molecular function (GO): nucleic acid binding
Source: RefSeq, a predicted model, not a curated record